Molecule: messenger RNA, 1131 nt
Organism: Prunus armeniaca (apricot)
Lineage: Eukaryota; Viridiplantae; Streptophyta; Magnoliopsida; Rosales; Rosaceae
Source: the annotation of a GenBank genome assembly
AUGGAAGCGGCCGGUGGUGGUGAUCAUCAUCGUCUUCAUCAAGAGGAAGUCAUCAUGGGGUGCAAGGAACAACAACACAACAACAUUAUUAUCAAGGGUAAGCGCACAAAGCGCUUGAGGCCCCAAUCUCCAAUCCCUUUUGCCAUCCCAACAAGCUCAUCGUCCCCGGAAGAUGGCGGUGGCGGUGAUGGAGGUGGCGGUGAUGGAGGCGGCGAGAACGAUUACAUCAAUAGUGCCACCAACUUGUCUCCCACCACAUCUGCUGAAUAUCAAGAUAGCACCACAGAGGAAGAGGAGGACAUGGCAAACUGCCUAAUUCUGUUGGCACAAGGCCAAUCCAGGGCCGCUUCUUCUUCCCCCAUUCACCACCACCACCACCAACCCCGUAACGAUCACAACACUACAAGUCGAAGGUUCUUGGAGGCAACAACCGCGGUGGGGCCCACCGGGGCCAAGGCGGGGGCGGUGGCAGCAGGAGGAGGGUAUUAUGCGUAUGAAUGCAAGACUUGUAACAGAACUUUCCCUUCUUUCCAAGCAUUAGGAGGGCACAGGGCCAGCCACAAGAAGCCCAAGGCAAAUACUGGGGAUGAUCAGAAAAACAAACACUUUGCAAUUGGGUUGUUGCCAUCAGAUGAAGAAGACACACAAUUAUUCAAGAACAGCAUUCUCCACAACAACAACAAUACAUCUUCUUCCCCACUUUCUCUGCAUUUGAGCAACAGAGGGUUGGUCUUGAGUAGCAACAAGUCUUCUUCCAAAGUACAUGAGUGUUCAAUUUGUGGGGCAGAAUUCACAUCUGGGCAAGCCUUGGGAGGCCACAUGAGGCGCCACAGAGCGCCAGCUGCAGCCAACACAACCUUAGCAUUGACAGCUCCCUCAGUCCCUGCCUUUGAACCUCAGCAACAUCAAAAUCAACAUCAACAACAACCCAUUAAGAAACAGAGAAGCAUGUUGUCUUUGGAUUUGGAUCUCAACCUUCCAGCACCCGAAGAUGAUCACCAUAGAGAAUCCAAAUUUGUGUUUGCAACAUCAAAGCAGCAGCAGCAGCAGCAGCAGCAACAACAACAACAACAGCAGCAGCAGCAACCAGAAAGGUUAAGAACACAAAUUCUGGUGGAUUGUCAUUACUAA